AAUAAAUUGUCUCAAACAUUACUGUUUCAUUUGUAAACAUCAAUCAAUUGUUUCAGGCUCCAUUAUUCUUGUUGUCUUUUCUUUGAUCUUCAUAACCUUCUGCUUCCAGGCACUUCACUUUCGAUUGCUGAUACAUACUACUUAUAUCUAUCGACAUCAGUAGCACACACCUCACUAGUACAUAAUCAUUGGAAAAAUCCAAAUGACAAUUCUGUUCAGAUUUUCACGAGCAUGGGCCGCUCACCAGCAUUCACCAUCUAAUCAUGUCGUGGGCAAUCGCUUCUUGGCUCCCUGAGCUAAAAUCAUGUGUAAUAUCUGUUCAUUGCGAUGUAAUUUUUGUAAUUCAUUAAACUACUUAUAAAGAAAAUUUCUUACGUUUAGUUUUCUUUUUCAAUGUUUGUUGUUGAUAAAAAGACAAAAAAAGUCGAAAGAGAAGUAAUAUUCUGUUAUUCAGUUGAUAUUAGUUAUAUAGUAAUAAUGAGAAAUAUUAAGGUGAGUGAUAACCUUGGUGAUUGGAUUUGUAGUGUCGGUUAUUAUGUUGAGCCCAUAUACCUUAUUCUAGCUUUCGGACAGCCCACUCUAUUCAUUCUACUUGAGUCACAUUCUGACCCUGUUAUUUAUUCGCUUAUCAAUCUUGACUGUUUUCAUAUGAACGCGUACACUUCUUAUCCCAUUACUCAUCACAUGUCUGUAACUUACUUUUGUGUAACUAUAAAUAUUGAUUAACGUUUGGUUAAAUGGGAGUUGGCUUACCAGCCAUCUCCACUGUGCAUCGUUUCUUCUCUCUCUAUUCCAUUCACUUCAUAUACAAAAUAUAUGUAUUCACAAGUUCAUUCUCGUUAUUCGACUUAUUUAAUUCUGUUAUUGACUAACGCGAUUAAAGUCGAUGAUUAUAUACGAGGAUAGGUGAUAACAAACAUCCAUUACGAUCUUUUUGGAGUCAGAUCUACGGGCCACUAAACAUUUUCGAGACAUUACUACUCUUAUAGUUUUAUGUAUAAUUAUGAACAGUUGGUUUUAGUGUUUCAACUGUUAUUAUAUCUUUGUAUGCUUUCAAAUUAUUGUAAUUUAGUUAUGGGUUUAGUAUCAAAAUUUUGUACUAUAAAUGUACUAUUGUGGUAUAUACUGUUUUUUUAUUUAUUCACUGUGUUCUGUAGUUC
This is a messenger RNA of Schistosoma haematobium, 1160 nucleotides long. RefSeq lists its product as uncharacterized. The transcript has 2 exons. Lineage: Eukaryota; Metazoa; Platyhelminthes; Trematoda; Strigeidida; Schistosomatidae. The coding region runs from base 394 to 726 and encodes 110 amino acids. The record is from RefSeq and is a predicted model, not a curated record.